Sorghum bicolor (sorghum) is the source of this 1221-nucleotide messenger RNA. RefSeq names its product probable mediator of RNA polymerase II transcription subunit 36b. The coding region runs from base 94 to 1017 and encodes 307 amino acids. NCBI's taxonomy places the organism in Eukaryota, Viridiplantae, Streptophyta, Magnoliopsida, Poales, Poaceae. Gene Ontology annotation, biological process: rRNA methylation; box C/D sno(s)RNA 3'-end processing. The record is from RefSeq and is a predicted model, not a curated record. Gene Ontology annotation, molecular function: histone H2AQ104 methyltransferase activity; rRNA methyltransferase activity; RNA binding. Gene Ontology annotation, cellular component: small-subunit processome; nucleolus; box C/D methylation guide snoRNP complex. The transcript is spliced from 7 exons.
CCCCAGCCAACCCUAAUCCCAGCAAAACCCUAAACCCUCGGUUUCCGGCGGCGUCGGCGGCGGCGGCUACAAGCUCUUCGUCGGCUCAGCACCAUGAGGCCACCGGCUAGAGGCGGACGCGGCGGGAGGGGAGGCAGGUUCGAUGGCGGCGGUCGUGGGGGCGGCGGUGGCCGGGGGUUUGGUGGUGGUAGAGGCGGUGGCGGAGGCAGGGGCGGGAGAGGUGGAAGGACGCCGAGGGGUGGCCGCGGUGGCGGUGGCCGGGGCGGCCGUGGUGGUGGCAUGAAGGGAGGGAGCAAGGCCGUCGUUGUGCCGCACAAGCACGCCGGUGUCUUCAUCUCCAAGUCCAAGGAGGAUGCGCUCUGCACCAAGAACAUGGUCCCGGGAGAGUCUGUCUACGCAGAGAAGCGUGUCUCUGUUCAGAAUGAGGAUGGAACAAAGGUUGAAUACAGGGUUUGGAACCCCUUCCGUUCCAAGUUGGCUGCUGCUGUGCUUGGUGGUGUUGACAACAUCUGGAUUGCUCCUGGUACUCGUGUCCUAUAUCUUGGUGCUGCUUCUGGCACAACUGUUUCUCACGUGUCUGAUAUCGUAGGACCGGAUGGACUGGUCUAUGCUGUUGAGUUCUCUCACAGGAGUGGAAGAGACCUUGUCAACAUGGCAAAGAAGAGGACCAAUGUUAUCCCCAUUAUUGAGGAUGCCAGGCACCCGGCAAGGUACCGGAUGCUGGUUGGCAUGGUUGAUGUUAUCUUCUCUGAUGUUGCACAGCCAGACCAGGCUAGGAUCUUAGCCCUUAAUGCUUCAUACUUUUUGAAGAAUGGAGGCCACUUUGUCAUUUCAAUCAAGGCGAACUGUAUUGACUCCACCCUGCCCGCGGAGGCCGUGUUUGCUGCUGAAGUGGAGAAGCUCAAGGCAGAUCAGUUCAAGCCUGCUGAGCAGGUUACCUUGGAGCCCUACGAGCGUGACCAUGCCUGUGUUGUGGGUGGUUACAGGAUGCCCAAGAAGCAGAAGGCUACCUCUUAGAUCUGAAUCGGUGCCUGUCCCUACCAAAGAAUGCUAUAUGUUGUAUUGGGGUGACAAGAAACUUUGAAGUAUUAGGGUUCUAUAUAGCAUCUACUAUGUGUACGGUACCUGCUGCAGUGUUGCUGGUUUAACGGCAGUUUUUUUGUUGAUGAAAAACGUUUGAGCCAUCAGCUUUGAUUUGUUGCUCUUGUUUCUUGAAGUCAC